This is a messenger RNA of Olea europaea var. sylvestris, 386 nucleotides long. Its product is annotated as probable cytochrome c oxidase subunit 5C-1. Bases 20 to 223 code for a protein of 67 amino acids. Lineage: Eukaryota; Viridiplantae; Streptophyta; Magnoliopsida; Lamiales; Oleaceae. The record is from RefSeq and is a predicted model, not a curated record. The transcript has a single exon.
GCUUCUAGCAAAUAGUUCAAUGGCUGGCCCUAGGAUUGCUCAUGCUACUUUGAAAGGACCAAGUGUCGUGAAGGAAAUUGUUAUUGGAAUUGCGCUCGGCUUGGCUGCUGGUAGCAUAUGGAAAAUGCAUCAUUGGAAUGAGCAGAAACGAGUUAGGUCAUUUUACGACUUGUUGAACAAAGGUGAGAUCACCUUGGUUCCAACAGAAGAACAGAUAUUCUAAACUUCUAUUCAUUAUUGAGACACUCUAAAUGGUGUUCUAAUGAUUUGCAUUCCUUUCACUUGGCUUUCGAGCCAGACAAGAGUUCACUUAGUUUGGAUUUCAUACAAAUAAGUUGUACUGCAUAUAGAAGACCUCCCAUUUCCAUGGAUUCCAAAGCUUUUAG